Miscanthus lutarioriparius is the source of this 1566-nucleotide messenger RNA. The record is from the annotation of a GenBank genome assembly. Lineage: Eukaryota; Viridiplantae; Streptophyta; Magnoliopsida; Poales; Poaceae.
AUGCCGGGAGCCGUGAUCGUGCACCACCACACGAGGUACAAGACGUACCCCGGCGAGCUCACCGGCAUCGUCGUCUUCUCGUGCCUCAUCGCCUCCGUCGCCGGCUGCAUCUUCGGCUAUGACAUCGGCCUCACCUCCGGGUUGACGUCGUCGGAGCCAUACAUGGUCAAGUUUUUCCCCUCCAUCUACGAGGAGAUGAAGAAGCAGGUGGUCGUCAACCAGUACUGCAAGUUCGACAGCCAGAUCCUGACGCUGUUCUGCUCCUCCCUCUUCCUCUCCGCUACGGUGGCCGCCUUCUUCGCCGGCCCAAUGACCCGUUCCUUCGGACGGAAGUGGACCCUGUUCUCCGCCGCGUCCGCGUACGUGGCCGGCGCGUGCAUCGGCGGCGUGUCCGUGAACUUCCCGAUGCUGCUCACCGGCCGGAUUCUCGUCGGCGCCGGCGUCGGCAUCUCCAUUCAAGCGGCUCCGCUGUACAUCUCCGAGAUGGCGCCGGCGCAGCAGCGCGGGAUGCUCAACAUCAUGUUCCAGCUCAUGAUCACUGUGGGCAUCCUGACGGCGAACAUGACCAACUACCUGGGGUCCAAGGUCCCGGGCGGCUGGGGCUGGCGCAUCGCCGUGGCGUUCGGCGCCAUCCCGGCCGCCGUCAUCGCGCUGGGCGCGCUGGCCAUCCCGGACACCCCGACGUCGCUCAUCGAGCGAGGCGACACGGCGACGGCGCGCAAGACGCUGCUCCAGAUCCGGGGCGUCGGCGACGUGCGCGAGGAGUUCGACGACCUGUCCACGGCGAGCGAGGACGCCAAGGCCGUGGAGAGCCCCUGGCGGGAGCUCUUCUUCGGCGGCAAGUACAAGCCCCAGCUGACGUUCGCUCUGCUCAUCCCCUUCUUCCAGCAGCUCACCGGCAUCAACGUCAUCAUGUUCUACGCGCCGGUGCUCUUCAAGACCGUCGGGUUCAAGCAGAACGCCACUCUCGUGUCCUCGGUCAUCACCGGCCUCGUCAACGUCUUCUCCACCUUCGUCGCCGUCGUCACCGCCGACAAGGUCGGCCGACGCGCGCUCUUCCUCCAAGGCGGCACGCAGAUGAUCAUCUCCCAGAUCCUUGUGGGGACGUUCAUCGGGCUGCAGUUCGGCAUGAGCGGGACUGGGGACAUCUCGGAGCAGUACGCCAUGUGCAUCGUGCUGUUCGUGUGCGUGUACGUGGCAGGGUUCGCGUGGUCGUGGGGGCCAAUGGGGUGGCUGAUCCCCAGCGAGAUCUACCCGCUGGCGGUGCGGAAUGCGGCGAUGAGCAUCACGGCGGCCGUCAACAUGUUCUUCACGGCCUUCAUCGGGCAGAUCUUCCUCACGCUGCUCUGCCAUCUCCGCUUCGGCCUCUUCUACUUCUUCGGCGCCUGGGUGCUGCUCAUGACGCUCUUCAUCGCCAUGCUGCUCCCGGAGACCAAGAACGUGCCCGUCGAGGAGAUGGCGCACGUCUGGAAGAAGCACUGGUUCUGGCGGAAGUUCGUCAUCGACACCAGCAAUGACGCCCGCAGCGCCGAGAUGAGGAAGAGGAUAGCACUAGAGAUGAGCUGA